GCUCGGCAACAUGGCGUCUGUGGCUCUAAGUGAGGCGGAGAAGGUGUACAUCGUGCAUGGUGUUCAGGAAGACCUUCGCGUGGAUGGCCGUGGCUGUGAGGACUAUCGAUGUGUCGAAGUGGAAACCGACGUGGUGUCCAACACCAGUGGGUCUGCCAGGGUCAAGCUGGGUCACACAGACAUCUUGGUGGGAGUGAAAGCAGAAAUGGGGACGCCGAAGCUGGAGAAACCAAACGAAGGUUACUUGGAGUUUUUUGUUGACUGUUCAGCCAAUGCUACCCCUGAAUUUGAAGGUCGAGGAGGUGAUGAGCUUGGCACGGAGAUUGCUAACACCCUUUACCGGAUAUUUAACAACAAGGGCAGCAUCGACCUGAAGUCCCUGUGCAUCAGUCCUCGGGAGCACUGCUGGAUUCUCUACGUGGACGUGCUGCUGCUAGAAUGUGGUGGAAAUUUGUUUGAUGCCAUAUCCAUUGCUGUAAAGGCUGCGCUCUUCAAUACCAGGAUACCGAGAGUUCGUGUUCUGGAAGAUGAAGAGGGGUCAAAGGACAUUGAACUGAGCGAUGACCCUUAUGACUGCAUCCAGCUAAAUGUGGAGAAUGUCCCCUGUAUUGUCACCCUAUGCAAGAUUGGCUAUCGGCACGUGGUGGAUGCUACUCUUCAGGAGGAGGCCUGCUCCUUGGCCAGCUUGCUGGUGGCCGUGACCAGCAAGGGAGUCGUGACGUGCAUGCGGAAAGUGGGGAAGGGCAGCCUGGACCCAGAGAGCAUCUUCGAGAUGAUGGAGACUGGCAAGCGUGUGGGCAAGGUGCUGCACACCUCCCUGCAGAGUCUUCUACACAAGGAGGAAAGCCUGGGUCCCAAGAGACAGAAAGUCGGAUUCCUGGGAUGAUCCACCCUCAACGGCCAAGUGUGGGGUUUCUACUUUUCCUUUUAAGCUGACGUUUGUAUAUAUCUCUUUUAGCUAUUAUGAA
Sus scrofa (pig) is the source of this 968-nucleotide messenger RNA. It is a transcript of the gene EXOSC7, whose product is annotated as exosome component 7. The record is from RefSeq and is marked validated. Gene Ontology annotation, biological process: U1 snRNA 3'-end processing; U5 snRNA 3'-end processing; nuclear polyadenylation-dependent rRNA catabolic process. NCBI's taxonomy places the organism in Eukaryota, Metazoa, Chordata, Mammalia, Artiodactyla, Suidae. Gene Ontology annotation, cellular component: cytoplasmic exosome (RNase complex); nuclear exosome (RNase complex). Gene Ontology annotation, molecular function: mRNA 3'-UTR AU-rich region binding.